AUGAGUCGCAAUUUUGUUCCUGCUCUCCUCGCUAUUGGCGUGGGUGUUUUCACCGGCUACUACACCUUCCAGCCCACAUUCCAGCAACUGCAAUAUGAGAAAGACCACUCGCAGAAGACCACACCCCCGUCUGGGUCGUUUGCUCCUAAGCAGAAUACCGAUGAUUUCCCCAAAGCCACCUUUGAGCAAGAUCCCAAGCCGACGACUCAGUGA
Penicillium paradoxum is the source of this 213-nucleotide messenger RNA. RefSeq lists its product as uncharacterized. The transcript has 2 exons. The coding region runs from base 1 to 213 and encodes 70 amino acids. The record is from RefSeq and is a predicted model, not a curated record. NCBI's taxonomy places the organism in Eukaryota, Fungi, Ascomycota, Eurotiomycetes, Eurotiales, Aspergillaceae.